Acanthopagrus latus (yellowfin seabream) is the source of this 1319-nucleotide messenger RNA. It is a transcript of the gene skp1, whose product is annotated as S-phase kinase-associated protein 1. Gene Ontology annotation, cellular component: nucleus; cytoplasm. The transcript has 6 exons. Bases 160 to 651 code for a protein of 163 amino acids. The record is from RefSeq and is a predicted model, not a curated record. NCBI's taxonomy places the organism in Eukaryota, Metazoa, Chordata, Actinopteri, Spariformes, Sparidae. Gene Ontology annotation, molecular function: cullin family protein binding. Gene Ontology annotation, biological process: SCF-dependent proteasomal ubiquitin-dependent protein catabolic process.
GACAGAGCGAGCGUCACUCUCCGGGCGGCAGGAUCACAUUCAGACACCAGGUUAGUCCGGAGACUCCCAGCCGCUGUCGGUUCCUCCGCGUUUGUCAGGCCCUGCUGUUGACUACAGAGGAAUCUCACCUCUGGAUCCGUGUGAAAACAUUUUACGAUAAUGCCCACGAUAAAACUACAGAGCUCCGAUGGGGAAAUCUUCGAGGUGGAUGUUGAGAUAGCCAAACAGUCGGUCACCAUCAAGACCAUGUUGGAAGAUUUGGGGAUGGAUGAUGAAGGAGAUGAUGAUCCAGUUCCCCUCCCUAAUGUGAACGCAGCCAUCCUGAAGAAGGUGAUUCAGUGGUGCACUCAUCACAAAGAUGACCCCCCACCUCCUGAGGACGAUGAGAACAAGGAGAAGAGGACAGAUGACAUUCCUGUGUGGGACCAGGAGUUCCUCAAAGUGGACCAGGGCACCUUGUUUGAACUCAUUCUGGCCGCCAACUAUUUGGACAUCAAAGGCCUGUUAGAUGUCACCUGCAAGACAGUGGCCAACAUGAUCAAAGGCAAAACCCCCGAGGAGAUCAGGAAGACUUUCAACAUCAAAAAUGAUUUCACAGAGGAGGAGGAAGCCCAGGUACGCAAAGAGAACCAGUGGUGUGAAGAGAAGUAAAGGGGGAGAUCCUGCCAACACUACCACACUGAAAAGGAAAUGUCCCUGCUAACUGGUUGCACUGGCGUUGUUCAUACUUGUCAAUAUUUACAUUUAGUAUAUUUAGAGCCACAUACCCUUUCCCUCAAUUUCUGUGUACCAAUAGCAUGACCAUCUUAACUUGCCUGUGUGUUGUCAUUAAUUUAAAUAAAAGAGCUCUUUGUUUCCACAGGUGUGAGAAGAAAAAAAAAUAGUUCUGGUUUAAUGGCUUUGUACCCUUAAAGAUUAGAGGACACUCCUUUCCUAUUUUCCCUAUUAUUAAUCGCAAUGGUUGUCUUUUUUACUGGACAUGUUUGUUUUUUUCUUUUAGGUUAAUUGAUUGAAUAAAAUGGCUUUUUUGACAAUGGAAAUGAGAGGGUGAAUAUUUUAUCUCUGCUCUGUAAAUGCAUUUGUUCUGUGAAACCAUGUUGAGAGGAGAGGACGGGCUAUUUAAUAGGAAAAGUGAAGUUUAGGGUUUUUGCAUAAUAUCCUCUGGACUUAAAGUACUUGUGCGUUGUCACACAGCAUUGAGUAACUAAUUCCUAAUUCAUGUUGUAUUGAAUUGGAAACUAUUCUCAGAUAAGCUCUGAUGCUGGCUUUUGGGAUGAUCAAACAUGUAUUGAAGGAGUAAAUAAAACGUAUAAAAAGGU